Brassica rapa (field mustard) is the source of this 8702-nucleotide messenger RNA. Its product is annotated as glutaredoxin-C14. The record is from RefSeq and is a predicted model, not a curated record. Lineage: Eukaryota; Viridiplantae; Streptophyta; Magnoliopsida; Brassicales; Brassicaceae.
AGUUUUCAUUUUUAUAGAAAAAUAUUGUAGAUUUGGGGUUUAGAUUUUGAAAUUAGGAUAAGAAGAAUUUUUGUUGAUAGAUGAGUAUUCUUGUAGUUUUUUUGCUCGAUAGGUUGUCUUUAUUAAAUUAAUUUCACAAAAAAAACUAUUUUAGGAAAGUUUACAUUUUACUAGAAAAUUUUUGUGGAUUUUGGGUUUUGAUUUAGACAUUAGGAUAACCAGUUUUUUUUUGUUGAUGGAUGAAUAUUCUUUUAAAUUUUUUGGUUCAUAGUUUUUUUUAUUUUUAAAAUAAAAUACAAAAAAUUCUAUUUUAGGAAAGUUUUCAUUUUUGUAAAAAAACAUUGUAGAUUUGGGGGUUGUGAUUAAGAUAUAAGGAUAAUAAGAAUUUUUGUUGAUGAUGAGUAUUCUUUUUUAUUUUUUGAUCAAUAAGUUGUAUUUUUAAAGAAAAUUUUAAAAAAAUCUAUUUUAGGAAAGUUUUAUGAUAUCAAGAAUCAAUGUGUUAAAAACACAUAUUAUACAUACAUAUACAGAUUAUCUGGAGGAAGCAUAGAUGUAUUAAAAUCCUUAGCUUUCUUCGCAUGGAGGUAACUUUAUAAUAAGUUACACAUUUAUAGUGUAUAUAUAUGUAUCUGCUGACAAAAAAAAAAUAUGUAUCUUGCAUGUUACGGAAGAAAAAUCAAAUGUGCCUAGCAACUGUGUAACACUAGUGUUAAUUUUCCACGUAGUUAAAUCAUAUAUAUAUGUGAUUAAUGCUUCAUUUACUGAGUUAAUAUUGUUAUUAGUAUUGUGCAAACGAAUAAUAUAAAACAGAGGAUCGAGAUAUAGAUAGAUCGAUGAAUUGACAAGAGAUGACUAUUCGGUGAAUGAACAAAAAGAAAAAAUAGAAUCUUAAGACUUUUACACUUGAAAAGCUUCACCCACAAGGCACCGGAACACAGAACACUAAAUAAACAUGCGGUCGGUGCGAAAAUUCACAUCGCAUUACGCCAUUACCGUAUAAUUUUUUCUAGUUUUUAUCUAUUUUGUUGUUCAAUAUCGUCGAGUAAGCUCAAUUUCAUAAAUAUAUUUUUUGAAGGCAUUUCAUAAAUAUAUUUAUCAGAACGUUUUUCCUAUAUAUUUUCUUCUGUAACCACUAAAAUUAGGUCGAUGAGUCGAAUUUGUAAUACGUACUAUUCCAAGUAAAACUAUUUUAAUAGUUCAAGAAAAAAAUGUAUAACUAUUUUGCAAGACUGAUCUCAUGUUGUUAGAUUUUGUUGCCAUAAUUGGACAUGUUUAUUUAGCUGCGCCUAGGAUAUAUAGUGGUGGCCCAUGGCAUGAACACAAAUGGCUUGGGGCACUAAAGUUUGCAUGUCUAAUUUUUUUUUUGUUUUAAAUUCACCUUUUAACUUGAAGCAUGAUUAACCUCGAUUUCUUAUUUGGGGUUUUUAACUCAUGAUUUAAUACUUUUUUUAUAUUUUUCGGUUAAAAGACGGUUUUUAUAUCUCUUAUUUAAAGAACAAUUCUUAAAUUUUAUUAGUUAAAAGCUAAGAACCGUUUCUUUGCCGAAGCUAAGAAUCAUCUCUUUACCGAAGCUAAGAAACUCAAUUAAGAGAUCAUGGUUAAUCAUGGCCAGCCUAUUAUGUUUCUAUCUGCAGCAAAAUUAAUAACCUAUAAUAUAUAUAUAGUUUCUUUUCUGGCACAACUGCAACCAUUUUAUACUAACACGAGAUUUAACUUUUUCCCUAGAUUACUAGAAACUCGAUUUUUUACUCCUCUAAAGAGGAUCAUGUUUUAAAAGGAGCCUUUCACUUUUUCAUACUAUAUGUUGAGAAAAUCAAGUUGUUAAAUGGUUAAAGUAUUAUUUAUGAUUGUUAUUAAAUACCUCAAUUUAUAAUCUCGAUUAGGGCAUGCGAUAUAGCGUUGGAGGGGUCCUGGUCUGGGAAGAGAGACGGCAAGAGCAGAAUAAAAAAAAAAGAGUGUGUAAGAGUGAGAUAGACGAAGAAUAUUAGUCUUUAGGUAAGCUGGUGGAAGGGGACAAUUACUGAACGAAUAAUCACUACGUAUAUACAUGAAAAGUUGAUAUAUAUGCAUUACCACCGAAAGCUCGAAUCCUAUUUUUCUUUUUCUUUUUAGCCUAUAAUGAUCCGAUCAAUGAGCUAUAAACGAGGUCUAGCUCGGGAGAAGAUCCAGCUUUAGACAACAACAAAAAAUGACAACCCCAUUUUGCUUCUACAGUACUUUUACAGCAGAACCCUGUCUAUUAUAUAUCAUCAGAUGCGUGUCUAUUAAAACCAACCGCAUCAAAAAUCUUUCAACUACAGUAUAAUAUUUUACUAAAAUAAUAAUAUUUUAAUUAAAGUCUUUUAAAUUUUCUAGAAGACUCAUGCUAAAAAUAUGAAUAUAGAAAUUACAGGGACAAGUGUGGUAAUGUCAAAUAAAACUUAAAUGGUGAUUGUUUGGCAUCAAUGAUGUAUUGUGUUUUUGACAUAUUCUAACAUUGUUUUUUAAAGUACUUCCGAGUCUUUGUGGAGUUCUUUUAGUCCUUUUGAAAUAUUAUAGGUUUGGAGUAGAUUGAGGAAUGGAAACAUGCAGGAAAGAGUGUAAUUUGGAAAUUCUUGACGGAGCAGCCGCUCUCAAAUGGACCACCCACUCCGGCAAAUGAGAUUUCCAAGAAAAUUUUCAAUAUUUCGGGAUUUAUUUAAGGAUCUUAUUUUUUCCUAUUGCAGCCGCCAGAGACUUGCAAUAUAUCUUUUAUUAUUAUUUUUCACAGAUUACACUAGUUUUACUCAUAGAACGAGACUUUAGAGAUUUCUUCUUGUGAUUUACUACCUAAUAAGGGAGAAGGAUCUAUUUUCUCUAUCGAUUUAGAGAAGAAUUCAUGAACCUUAUUUUCUAUUUUAUUGCAAUUGUAUUCCAUUUUUUCUUAUCUUGAGAUUCCUGGGUUUUCUUGUGUUAUUGGCUAAGUAGUCAACUUGCUUAGUCUAGGGUGUUAGGAUGUUAUAUCCGUGAGCUAAACAUAAAUAAGUAUAAAUUGAUUGUCUUUAUUCAUUGCUGCAUUUAAGGAUUGCACUAAACUGAUCACUCAGUGUAUGAGCCUAGGUUUAACUUAUGCAUUAAAAGUGUAAUAGGUUGCUACACAUAACAUGAAUGAGCAUUACAUCCUUGACCACCGAAAGUAGAUGCUACAGUGUUUUGUGAACUAAUUGGAUCUGAUCACUAAUGUUUGUCAUCGAGUCUUAGUCCAAAAGACAGUUUAGGUGCUGAGAUCGAUCAGCAAAAGGUGAAACACCACGAGAGUGGGUUGAGUUUGCGUGAGUUCUAGACUUGUGCGUUGAUAGAAUUUUUGAAUAAAUGUUUGGCUCAUAAUUAUUUGACACCUGAUUCUUGCACCCUAGGCUAGCUUCUUCAUAAUCUGAAAACCUCAAAUCAAACAUGUUACUUGAUAGUUAUGAUUUCUUUUAGUUCUAAAUCGGCGAUUUUUUAGCUUGACAUUGAACCCAUAAAAACGAAGCGUAAACUGAUCCUCUAGAAAAGACUCAAUUUUAUAAUUACCACUGUCAAUCAAUUUUAGUGCAUUAAUCAAUCAUCAAGCCAUCCCUUUGGUCUAUGGGACAGAAAUUUAAGAGCAAUCAUCAGGGCACCUUCAACAGAGCAAGUCCAUUGGCAAGUUCUAGAUGAGUAUUUAGAAAAUUAAAAAAAUUAAAAAAAUGAAGAAAAACAUGAGAGAGACAAUUAAAAGAGUUCUCAAAUAAGGAACUUGUAGAACCUCAUGAGAUACUUUUAUUGGCAUGUGUCAGUUUGUAUCUGGUUUGGUUAUUUUUUUUAAUAUAUUUUAAAUUAGUAACACAAAUUGUAUUAUAGAAUAAUAGUUUUAAUUUGUAGAGAACUCCCUUUGAAAAACUUUAGAACGCUAAAGUUUUUCAAAGGGAGUUCUCUACAAAUUAAUACUAUUAUUCUAAUACGACUUUUUCCUAAAUUAUAAUAUAUUUUUUUAAAUAUAAUCACACCAAGACAAACUGAUACGUGCGAAUAAAAGUAUCUCAUGAGGUUCUAAAAUAUCCUUUGAGAACUUUUCUAAUUUGUCUCUCUCCUGUUUUUUCAUUUUUUUUUUAUUUUUUAAAUUGUUUAGAUAUUCACUAAAAUUUGUCAUUGGACUUGGUCUUAGUAGAUAGUUUUUCAAAAUGAGUCUCUUAGCAUUAUAAUAUUAGUUUUUAAUUAUGCAACUAAAAUUAAUAAAAACAAAAAGAAUAAGAUCAAUAAAGGAUUAACACAUCAUUUAGAGUUUAUUGCCAUUUGUACUAAGUCUCAUCCCCAAGAGUUUCUAGUAAUCAUUCUCUCCUCUUUCUUAGGGGACCUGCAGUGAUCAUCUGUCACCAUAAUUUCUUAUCAAAAUAAAUAAUUAAAAAUUAAAAAGUGAGAGAGAGAGAGAAGGAAAAAAAAGUCAGAAUCAAUUGCUUAGGAAGAACCGAUUGCACAUGAGGUUUGUCACUUGUCCUUUCUUAAAUGGUUAACUAGUUUUAACACAAUAAAUUUCAAUUGCACAACUAAAUUACUUUUGAAUAUUAAUAUAAUAAUGUAUAGAGACCACAUACCUAUCACCCAAGUUCCAAAACACGACCAAACCUGCCGAUUAACCGGCACAGCAAUGCCAAACAGUGGUUACUCGUGGCGAUUAUGAACUCGGAAUCAUCAAAAAUUUCAUUUUUGGGUUUUGAAAGGUUAAAAUCUGAUGUUACAUGUCAAAUCUGUAAGCUUUAGGCAUAAAUAUCAAAAUGUCUUGAAUGAUGACGGAAUUACGUUUUUGCCAUUAAUAAAUUAAUAAAAUAAAGAAUAUAUCAAUAUACAAUGUGGUAGUCGACCCGGAUUUGGUGACUACAAAUGGCUUAGCUUUCACUAGGCUACAACAAAAUUUACGGUAUUAGGUCUCUAAAUAAUUGUAUUAUAGAUAUGUUUAUCAAAAAAUUUAAAAACUACUCAACAUUAAUCUCCGAUUAAUCAGCGAUUAUCCGAUCUUUUUCAACUAGCUAGGCCCAUAAUCGACUGUCCGACUCACGUCUACCGCAAUCUCGAAUAUGGUCUAUCACUAAUGAUGCUCUUACUAUUCCUUUUUAUUUUAUAUUUGUAGCUAUCUACGCAAAAAAAAAAAAUGAACUGAUGCGGGUGCUCUAAGUAUUUGCUUGAGUGGUCGACAUAUGCUUUUCACUCUAGUCGACAAGUUCAAAACAAACUUACCUAAUUUAACUGCUGCCUCCUUUUACGUGAUUGAUAUACUAGUAAUCUUAAUCUUUUAUUAUCAAAGAGAUUCGUCAUAAAAAGCGUCGGACACAUAUACGUGACAAAGCAUGCAUGCAAACAAGGCGUGUGUCGUUCACUCGUUUGCAUUGAGAUCCACUAAUACGAUAUUGUUCACUUAUCUCAAACAUAAAUAUUCCACGUAUGUACGGUGUACGCAAAUAAUCUCUCGAAUCGUAUGCUUAGUUAAUUAUGAUCGUUGCAUUCUUCAGUAAUAUAGAUGCCAAAUGAAUCAUUAUACAUAAUUAUUUUCCUCCAAGUUGUACAUCCAAACAGAACAUAUUAAAAAGGUAUUUUCUCGCAAAGCCGCUUUAAUCUUCGAAAGGAAUCUGUUUUCUUUCAUGCUUUUCUAAAGAACAAUAUAUUUUUUUUUUAAAGAAAAAAAUAAGACUAAACCAAAAGAUCUUUCACUAACUUGCCUUCCUAUAAAAAGCCCUAGAAGGUCAUCAAGUUUUCAAACGAACAAAGAAACAUAAUUCAAAUCUAAAGAUACAUAAUAUCUCGACCGUUGGGAGCCGCAAGAUCAGAAACUGAUCAUGGACAAGGUUAUGAGAAUGUCAUCAGGGAAAGGAGUUGUGAUCUUCACCAAAAACUCAUGUUGUCUGUGCUACGCCGUGCAGAUACUUUUUCGUGACCUUAGGGUUCAACCAACAAUCCACGAGAUUGACAACGAUCCUGACUGCCUCGAGAUCGAGAAGGCCUUAGUCCGUCUUGGCUGCCCCAACGCAGUUCCUGCUGUUUUUGUAAGUGGUAAGCUGGUGGGUUCUACCAAUGAAGUCAUGUCGCUUCACCUAAGUGGCUCUCUCGUUCCCUUGAUCAAGCCGUAUCAGUUAUUUCAUAACUAGAAAUAAAUGGAUCUUUAAGGAAAAGAAAGAUAAUUGUUGUAUGUUGAGAUUGGAUAGUAAAUAAUGAUGGAAAGAUUACACUUGAAUGUGUAUCAUGUUAUAUAUAUAGCUGAUUUUAUAUUUUGUUUCGCUCAUGUCCAAGAAAUUAAUUUGCUAUCUUUGUAUUUUCCAGCUUAACUAAUCAGUAGAUGUACUGCUGUAUUAUCUAAUAUCUAUAGUAAUGAAGAAAAUUAUACUUAUCAUCUGUUAUAUUUGUCUCAUUUAUACAUAAGUAGUUUAAAAUAGAAUAAUUUAAUUUUGUGAUACAAUUUAAGUGAUUUAAUUCACCUCUUUUUUAUAGUGCUACAAUUAUCACAUUCUCUAAAUGGUUUUAAUGAGAACACUAAGAUCGAUUAAAAAUUAUAUCAUAUAGUAUGUUUAUAUAUCACAUGAAACAAAGCAAGAAAUAUAUAAAGAAAUUACCAAAAUAAAUAAAUAAAUAUGUGUAUAUAUAUAUAUAUAUAUAUAUCAGAAGCAUGUACAAUGUAUUAGUCUGAAGAUAGUUUUUGUAGAAAUUUGUGAGCAUAAUGCAAGUAUCGAAAGAAACAAGAGAUCAACGUCUAAAAAUAAACAAAAAACCGGCAAUCUCUUCGAUUUUUUAUCAGUAAUGUUACUUUAUAUAUUUGAGCUGGGGAAACAGACGUGUCUAGGGAAUUAUAUCGUAUAACCAGAUAUAGACCAUUGCGUUUUGCUCCUCACAAUGCGGCGCUAGCCGCUAUAAGAAGGUCCAUGCUAUAUCAACCAUCUUAAACUGAUGUGAGAAAUAAAUGAUUGAAACUAGAAAUACUUGUCAGUUUUAGGAACACUUCAGUCUCUAUGUUCACUUCAUAUCAUGAUAACAUAGCAUAUGUACAAUCCAAUUUCAUUCGUAACCACAAAAACUACUAGAAGAUGAAUCUGAUAAUGUUGAAUUCCUCUUGUACUCCCCCCCCCAAAAAACAUUAGUUUGUUAGAGUCGGACACAAAUUCAUGAAUAAACAAAAUUUGUUGUAGUUUGUAAAGAAACUGCAUAAGCUGUAUUUAUCUUUGAAAUGAUGAUUGGUCGGGAGAUACUGUAUUUACUUACUUUCCGAGUUCAUUGGGGAUCUUUUGACGGAGAAUCUAAACGGUACUAAAGGGACGUGUAAAACUAUCUUCACUUGGUGUCUUUAUCAGUAGGAUCCAAAGAUUCUUAACUUUGAGAAAUGCAUUCUCAAUGAUCUAAUCAUAUGCAUCAUCAUGACACUUGAGGAAUUCAACUUUGUUCUAAGCAUCCCAACUUUUUUGAAGAAAAAUUGACACUAGAUAACAGGAUGCAUUAAAAAGGAUGACCAUAUAUUCUAUAUAUCGAACAAAUCAUAUUCUAUUUGGUUUUAUAUAUCUUCUAAUAUGUUUUCUAAAAAAAACAUGAAUAAGAUUAAAUUAGGAAGGAGCUGAUGGUAACGGAACACAAAGCUGACUUGUGGGUGGUGCUACGUACUGCUAGUCUCCUCCACUGAAUGGGACACAGAUUCUGCAUUUCCCAAAGACAGAGACUUUCGAAGAUUCCUAUUCGGUUUGAUCUUUGCUCUUCUUUUUUUGUUCUCAAAUGCUGCAUGUAACUCUUCUCCUUGUUGGACACCAUUUUUAGACCUCAAAAUAACAAUUUCAUUGUCAUGACUUGUGGAAUCUGUAGAUGAGAGUUGUUGAGAAACUUGUGCUACAUAGAAACUCAUCUUGUUUAGCUUAAUAAACUGUUGACUUAAUCUUCUUGUUGGUAUACUAAUUUUCAAUUUCUUUCAUUUCCAAGAGCUGUGGUAUGUAUCCCUUUAACAAGUUGCACUUGUUGGGAUUCUAUUCCAAAAGAUACAUUGGUGGUGUGCUGUGUGUAAGAUUGUGACUUGCCUCCAUCAACUGUCCUCUAGGAACAUAAGACGCUAUUCCACUAGUGACACUUGCAGUGUAGGAUCUCUAUGAAUUUGUUGAUCCAGAUCUUGUAGCCCAAGUCUCUUGAAUGUCUAGUAAGUAUUCAUUCAAAAAAGAAUGUCUAGUAAGUAACAUUUGUUUGGCUAGUAACAUACACUCAACAUUUCUAGCGUUGAGUCAAAACUUUGAGAACAUUUCUACUGAUUUUAGAAAACCAGCUGACGAUGAUGUGUUAUGUUAUUACAAGCUUUAACCCAAUUUUAGAUGCUACAGUAAGUUUUUAAAACACGAUGUUCGAAUUCAAAGCAAGAUUGUUUCUAUUUUUGGAUUCUCUUUAUCCCCUUGUGACAAAUUGCAACUAUUCUUUCUGGUAACAAACGUCUAGGGCCCUGAGAUUAAAGUAAGUAAAGAGCUAUUUCCCUAACUGGACAAAUAAAAUUUGCAAAGACAGAUUAAAAACAUUUGAAAAAGGAUAAAAUACAUGAUUCCAAAACAAGUAGAGCAGCUACAUUUUUGACAUUAUUGUCUUUUACAAAAAUCUCUGAACAUUCUCUAUGGUUUUAAUGAGAACACUAAGAUAGAUUAAAAAUGAUAUCAUAUACAGUAAGUUUAUAUAUCACAUGAAAAAGCAAGAAAAUAUAUAAAAGAAAUACCAAAACAAAA